Messenger RNA from Cynoglossus semilaevis (tongue sole), 5128 nucleotides. Its product is annotated as A disintegrin and metalloproteinase with thrombospondin motifs 8. Bases 463 to 3318 code for a protein of 951 amino acids. NCBI's taxonomy places the organism in Eukaryota, Metazoa, Chordata, Actinopteri, Pleuronectiformes, Cynoglossidae. Gene Ontology annotation, molecular function: metalloendopeptidase activity; zinc ion binding. The transcript has 9 exons. The record is from RefSeq and is a predicted model, not a curated record. Gene Ontology annotation, biological process: extracellular matrix organization; proteolysis.
GGCUGAGUUAAUAAUAGGAGCGCGGUCGUUGGGGGGAGUGUCGACCUGUUCUCAUUGGAUCCAUUUCGUCUGAGAGUUUCUGCUGAAGUGCGAGUGGGAGGAGAUUUUCCAGGAUAUCAAAAAUACCCCCCCACACGUCGAAGGAAGAGCUGAAAGUAUAAAUACCAGCGUUGAGUCCAGACAGCAGCCGAGCUGCUGAGCGGUACAACAAGACUCAGUCUGCUUUGGGGAAUUAGAAAAAAAAAAUCAACAACCCAGACAGUCUUAAAUCAAACAGCAGACUUACUGUAACCGAGUCUGCCCCACUGCACUGAGGAAUCUGAUUGAAUUUGAAGGCAGCUCAGAGUGUAGGAAGAAAACCUUUCCAGAAGGCGCAUCCAUUACUGAAAUAAAGGACAUACAUUGUCAUCAGUUAUUUGUUUACUUUUUUUUGGAACGUGCCACUCAUUCCUACUGCAGAAGAUGCGCUCCACUGUGCGUUUGGUCUUUUUAUCCAUGUGCGUAAUGAACGCGGCUCUGUCCUCCUCAUUUGAAUCAGAGGAUGUUGUACCUGUUCGGAUAAACUCAAGAACCAACGGUCGGUUCUGGAAACGGAGCGGGGAAGAGCAGAGAUUCGUUAUCCACGCAUUUGGCAAGGACAUGACUCUGAAUCUGGUGCCUGACACCAGCUUCAUCGCUCCGUCCUUCUCCAUCCAGCGACUCAGCUCCAGAGAUGCUGGUGCUUUACGCAGCGCCUCAGGUGACAACGACGCUCCGGAGCCAGAGCUCCAGAUGUCCCCGAGCCGUACAGAGGACAGUGAAGGACAACUCAGGAGCUGCUUUUACUCCGGGACCGUGGACUAUGACCGUAACUCGGUCGUGGCUGUCAGUCUGUGCUCCGGCAUCUCCGGUGCUUUCAUCACCAAGGGGAACGACUAUUUGAUUGAGCCCAAACACGGCGCCAGUUCGGGGCCAGACAAUACCGAGCAUCUGCAUGUGAUAAAAAGGAGGACUGUCGCCAAAGGUCACGGCGUUUCGGUCCUGUUCAAUCGAACGGCGGAGGAGCGCGGAGCGGAGAAGGGAGACGGGGAAACUUUUACGCACAGCGACAGUGACGCACGAGGACAACCCCGAAGGAGACGCUUUGUUUCCGCGCCACGGUUCAUAGAGACCCUGGUGGUGGCUGACUCAACCAUGACCCACUUCUAUGGAGAUGAAAUAAAGCAAUACAUUCUGAUCUUGAUGUCCAUGGCAGCGCAGCUCUACAAACACCCCAGCAUAAAGAAUUCCGUUAACAUGGUGGUCGUCAAGAUGAUAAUCGUGGAGGAUGAAGAAUUGGGCCCCGAGGUCUCCAGCAACGGAGGCGUGGCUCGGAGAAAUUUUUGCUCUUGGCAGCAACAUCUCAAUCCGCAGAGCCAGAGGCAUCCGGAGCACUAUGACACUGCCAUGCUGUUCACCAGAGAGGACAUCUGUGGACAGAACAGCUGUGACACACUGGGCGUGGCCGAGGUGGGGACGAUGUGUGACCCUAAGAGAAGCUGCUCCGUCAUAGAGGACAAUGGCCUGCAGGCGGCCUUCACAGCUGCACAUGAGCUCGGUCAUGUGCUCAGUAUGCCGCACGAUGACUCCAAGACCUGUGAGCGGCUGUUUGGGGAGCUGGGGGGACAUUACCUGAUGGCUCCCUUGUUCGUCAGCCUUAACGACACGGCGCCCUGGUCUCCCUGCAGCGCCCUCUACAUCACAGAGUUCUUUGACAAUGGACUCGGGGACUGCCUGCUGGACGUGCCCGAGAGUCCCAUGCCAUUACCCAGUGAGCUUCCAGGCAUCAAGUACAGCCUGGACCAGCAGUGCCAGCAGAUCUUUGGAGAGGAGUUCUCCCACUGCCCCAACACCUCAGACAGUGACGUCUGCAGCCAGCUUUGGUGUCAGGAGGACGGGACCACACAAUGCACCACCAAAAAUGGCAGCUUGCCCUGGGCAGACGGCACCCCCUGUGGCCUCAACGAGACCUGCCUCCGAGGAACAUGCAUGCCAACCCAGGAGGUGAUGCGACCACUGGUGGUUGUGGACGGCGGCUGGAGUUCGUGGGGACCGUGGCAGCAUUGCUCCAGAACGUGUGGGGGGGGAGUGGAGUUCUCCUACAGGGAGUGCAACGAUCCUGUACCACAGAAUGGAGGGAAAUACUGUGAGGGCCAGAGGAUGAAGUAUCAGUCCUGUAACACUUCACCGUGUGAUGAUAAUGGGAAGAGCUUCAGAGAGGAGCAGUGUGAGAAGUACAACAGCCCCCACUAUCUGGACUACAAUGGAAACAUGAAGCAGUGGAUACCAAAAUAUGCUGGCGUCUCUCCCAGAGAUAGAUGUAAGCUGUCCUGCAGAGCCAGAGGCAGCAGUGAAUUCAAGGUGUUUGAGUCCAAGCAGGUGAUCGAUGGCACCACCUGUGGCCCUGACACCACCUCUGUGUGCGUCCAAGGCCAGUGUGUGAAAGCGGGCUGCGACCAAGUGAUUGGGUCCAACAAGAGAGUCGACAAGUGUGGGGUGUGUGGAGGAAGUGGGCUGAGCUGUAGAAAGAUCACAGGCUCCUACAACAAACUGACCUAUGGAUACAGUGACAUUGUCACAAUCCCCAUUGGUGCCACUAACAUCGACAUCAAACAGCGGAGCAACAGAGGUUUUAAAAAUGAUGGGAACUACCUGGCAGUGAAGAGAGAGGGCGGCAGCUACAUACUGAACGGUAACUUCUCUGUAUCCACUGUGGAGCAGCACAUCCCGGUGCUGGGAGCUGUGCUGAAGUACAGCGGCUCCUCCACCACUCUGGAGAGGAUCCAGAGCUUCAGACAAUUGAAAGAGGCCAUCACCAUCCAAAUCCUGGCCACUGCCGGUGACUCCAACCCACCAAAGGUUAAAUACACUUUUUUCAUUCCUAGAGAUGUGGCCUUAAACAAAUUCAAGGAUAAAAAAGGUUUGUCACCGUCUCUGCACGUCAUCCAUCCUUUUGGCACGCCAGAGUGGGUGCUGGGGGAGUGGUCUGAAUGCUCCAAGAGCUGUGGUUCUGGGUGGUCCAGGAGAAACGUUGAUUGCCUCGACAUUGCAGGCUUCCUCUCCAACCAGUGCGACAAAGACCUGAGACCUGUGGACAUCAGGCCUUGCGGGGAUGUGCCGUGUCCCAUAUGGCAGUUGGGACCUUGGUCCUCCUGCUCACGAACUUGUGGCCAGGGGGAGCGGCGUCGCAGCGUCUUCUGCAUAGACUACACAGGGAAGACUACUGAUCCAGAGAAGUGCGAUCCCAACAAGGUCCCGCAGACCGUCUUUGGAGACUGUUUUAAUCAGGAGUGCUUAUGAGGAACACCAAUUUUGAAACGGUCUAGCUGCACUUACCAAAUACAGAUGGAUGACAACAACACACGCAAGGCACAGGCCUCGUGAAUAGCAGACGUGAUGAGAGAGAGAGAAAGAGAGAAAAAAAACCCACAAGGAGACACAAAACAAAUGCAAAAUGGUGUAAGAGAGAUCAGCAAUGAAACAAAAUCUCUUCAGCGUGACACAGAUUGACCACAAAGACAGAGUGAAAUGACUACUUUGUGCAAACUCAAAUAAAAAAACCCAUAAUAACCCAUGAGAAAACCAAAACAAACACACAAAAUGACCACCAAAUGAGAAAGUGAUACUGAACUACCAAUAAAUCACGAGAGAAGAAAAACAAAAAAGAAUAACUGCACAGAAAACGACAUCAGAUUGGUGCAAAACUAGAAUUACUUCUUUGUGGCGUACAUAAAUUAUAGAAAAAGUAAACAAAUUUAAAAUACAUUUUUAGUUUUAAUGUAUCUCCACAUGUGGCACGUCCUCAUCUGAAAACUUUGGGUCUUGAACAGGUUUGUGGCCGCGGGCCCAGACACUGGGUUCCAAUAUAUUCAUGUUUCCGACUUGUGGCAUCAAAGGCCUUUGCCUAUUUCUUGUCAUUUUGUGUUGACAUUUAACAACCACUAUUGAAACAAUGAAAAUCUACCUCAUGUGAUGUAUGUAUAGAGGAAGGUGCUGUACGUGUAUGUGUGAGUGUCUAGGAACUUUUAUUGUCCUGCUUUCUGGGUACUCUUUGCUCACUUCUGCCGAUUUUUUUUUUUUUUCCGUCUUUGUGAUUUAGUUAUCCUGUGGGAUGGGGCAUUUAAACCUGCUGUCAACAGCUGCCCAGUGAAAAUACAGUUUACCUCCAUUCCUCCUUCGGUACCCUCUGCGCUUUAAAAAGCUUUGACCCAAACAUCAACUGUAAUUCACGUUUCCUCACACACAGCUCUGUAUCCCCAUGAGUGAGCCGCAAGGACAACGAGUCGAACGCAGACCACUAUGAUUUCUGUUGUGUUGGCAAAACUCCGCCGCCUGUGUGUGUGUGAUCGUAUUUUGGAUCAUACACACACACUGUACUGUAUGUGUAAGCACAUUCAAGUCAUGGCACGUCCGCAAUAAUAAUAAUUUAAAAAAAGAGCUAGCCAAAAUAAGCUAUUUGAUGUAAUGUAAAAAUUAGGCAUACUUUUUUUAUUAUUUUUUUUAUAUAUAUAUAAGAAAUCAUAAAUAUAUAAAUAAUUACCAACUUGGUGUGGUGUUGUGAUUAAGUUGAAAGUCAACCAAUGAAACUGUUUACUGUUCAAAGACCUUAACAUAUGUCACUCUCCGGCCCUGUAGACGUUUGUUAAAAGGAAAUGUAUAAUACAGGAAACCAACGGUACAAACAUUUGACAGUGCAAAACAAAGUUAAUUUGAGGUAGGUUUUUGUAACUAAGUUAUUAUCAUAUUAUCUUUUAUGUACUAUAAGAUGAAUCCAUGAUUUUUAUUCAUUUUAAGACCUAUAUAUUAAGCAUCCUAUGCAAACCAUCACAGUUGUUUUCAAGUUCUAGUGUGUAUAUUUGAUUCUUCUUUUCUUUUCUUUUCUUUCAUUCCUGUUGUUGAUUAGAAGACUAUAUUCUAUAGCAGAUGAAGUAUUAGGCCUAUAUCCCUUCAGUGAAGGACCAUUCUUGUUCUAGUAUUACAGCUUCCUUUUUAAGCUAUUUAUUUUUGUAAAGUUUUUAUCUUGGAUAUGUUAUUAAAAUGGCAAAUGCUGCUGUCAUUUGGGAUUAUUUGUCAUGAAAAGGUCAAAUAAAGACAUUUAUGUCAAAAUGUU